Messenger RNA from Micromonas pusilla CCMP1545, 1160 nucleotides. It is a transcript of the gene CDKA, whose product is annotated as cyclin dependent kinase a. NCBI's taxonomy places the organism in Eukaryota, Viridiplantae, Chlorophyta, Mamiellophyceae, Mamiellales, Mamiellaceae. The transcript is spliced from 4 exons. Gene Ontology annotation, molecular function: ATP binding; cyclin binding; cyclin-dependent protein serine/threonine kinase activity. The record is from RefSeq and is a predicted model, not a curated record. Gene Ontology annotation, cellular component: cytoplasm; nucleus; cyclin-dependent protein kinase holoenzyme complex. Gene Ontology annotation, biological process: regulation of meiotic cell cycle; protein phosphorylation; G1/S transition of mitotic cell cycle. The coding region runs from base 87 to 1160 and encodes 357 amino acids.
CCGACCGCACAAGACGCCGCCAGUCGUCGCCCGGCGCGCCCCCUCCCUCGGAAGGCGCCUCGAGCCGCGAAUCGCGACGGCGAACGAUGACGCGCGAGGCGGACGCCGUCAGGCAGGCCGCGGAGGCGCCGCCCCCGCGCAAGGUCCCCGCGUCCAUGGACAACUUUGAAAAGGUUGAGAAGAUCGGCGAGGGCACCUACGGCGUCGUGUACAAGGCGCGGAAUCGGACGAACGACGACGUGGUCGCGCUGAAGCGGAUACGCCUGGAGCAGGAGGAGGAGGGCGUGCCAUCGACCGCGAUUCGCGAGAUCUCGCUCUUGAAGGAGCUGAAGCACGAGAACAUCGUCAGCCUGAUGGACGUCAUCCACCAAGACAAGAAGCUCUACCUCGUCUUCGAGCACCUCGACGUCGACCUGAAGAAACACCUGGACACGCACCCGCACGUCAGCAACGACCGACGCGUCAUCAAGGGGUACCUGUACCAGAUGUGCGCGGGCGUGGCGUACUGCCACUCGCACCGCGUCCUGCACCGCGAUCUGAAGCCGCAGAAUUUGCUCGUGGACCAGCGCACGAACGUCCUGAAGCUCGCGGACUUUGGACUAGCGCGCGCGUUCGGGAUACCCGUGCGCGCGUACACGCACGAGGUCGUCACGCUGUGGUACCGAUCGCCGGAGAUUCUGUUGGGCGCGCGGCACUACAGCACGCCCGUGGACGUCUGGAGCAUAGGGUGCAUCUUCGCGGAGAUGAUCAACCACGCGCCGCUGUUCCCCGGCGACUCCGAGAUCGACCAGCUGUACCGCAUAUUUCGCGUCCUGGGCACCCCCGACGACGACGUGUGGCCGGCGGUGUCGUCGCUGCCGGAUUACAAACCUCAGUUUCCGCAGUGGAAGGCCAAGGCGUGGAAGGACGUGUGUCCAAACUUGGAUCGCGACGGGAUCGAUCUGCUGAUCAGUCUGCUGCACUACGCGCCGCAUAAGCGCGUCAGCGCGAGGGAGGCGUGCGAGCACCGGUUCUUCGACGAUUACGCGCCCGCGCGCGGCGGCGGCGGCGGCGGGGGGAGUUCGCCCGAGGCGGGAUCGUCGCCGGCGAGUCAGCCGUCGUCGAAGCGGUCGUCGGGGGGCGAGACGGAGACGGACGCCGCGGGGGAGGAGACGGAGUGA